UCAUGUGAGUGAGAGAGGUGCAUGCCAUUAUACGUGGUUCCUUUCUCCUUUGAAGUGGUUCGGGCGGCGCCUUCGCUGUUAUUACGGACCAAUUAAGCAAGCUAGCUUGUUUCGUGGGUUGGGCGGAGAUACCAGUACAGUGCAACAACGAUCAUGGACAUAGCGUUGAGUUUCAAGAACACCAGAUACAAUCUCAUUAAAUUAAUCCUUCGCGCGCGAAUCCACCUGCUGAAAUAUUAAUUUAUGGAAUGCGCAUGUAUUCCAAUUUGGAUAUCACCAUUGGUGAGCAAUCGCAUUAUUAUUAAUAUUAAUUUGACUAACUAAAUCCGGGCGACGAGAAUCAGAUUAAUUAAUUACAAGCUCAUAAAUGCUUGCUAUGACUGGAAAAUUUUCCGCGCAGAUGAUAACAUAUUACGGUAGGAAAGCAAAGCCCCACCGUGGGCGCCCACAGUCGACGCACAGAGCUAGCGUGCCGUCGCCCGUCGGGUCCGUCGGGAUAAGGAUGUACGUACGUAAUCCGCUCGCAGGAGAGCACGUUGGCCGUGCCAUGCUCUGUCUCCGCUGGGGGACGCUUUUACAGGUGUAGCUUCGCUCGGGCACUCUGCAACGUUGCCUCUGCGCCGCUUCGCGUGCUCGCUCGCACAAACGGACAAUAUAUGCGGCGCCAUGGGACCCUUCUCCGCCUCGUGCAUUGCGAGGUGCGGUUGUUUGAUCCUACCAACCGAUACCUUUUCCCUCCCUAUAUAUACGUAUACCCAUCCACCAUAUCCUCCUCACCCAACCUGAACCAUUACUGAUCACUCUACCACAGUACUCUAAUAGCUAGCUGAUAAUACCAAGCUAAUUAAUUAGUAAGAUCGAGUUAACCAACCAGCUAGCAUGGCAUCACCAUCUUCUUCUUCUUCUUCUUUCCUAUAUGUUAUUAUCUGCGCUUUGAUUCUCUGCCAUGGGUGCUUAGCCCAGCUGGGCUUCGACCUGGGCCAAGGAAGGAGCCCCUGGCAGAGCCCUCGCCGGUUCGGGGCCGCCGGCCAGGCCGCGUGCACGUUCGACAGGCUGGACGUCGUCCAGCCCCAGCGCCGCAUCCAGUCCGAAGCCGGCUACACCGAGUACUUUGAGCAGUUCAGCCAGCAGUUCCAGUGCGCCGGCGUUUCCGCGCUGCGCCGCGUCAUUGAGCCCAGCGGCCUCGCCGUGCCUUCCUAUUCCAAUGCUCCUCUCCUCGUCUACAUCGUUCAAGGGAGGGGGGUGAUGGGGGCGGUGUUCCCGGGCUGCCCGGAGACGUUCCAGUCCUUCCAGCAGCAAUUCGAGCAGCAGCAAGAGGAAGGCGGCAGCCAGAGGGGGAGGUUCAGAGACGAGCACCAGAAGGUCCACCGCUUCCGCGAGGGAGACAUCAUCGCGUUGCCCGCCGGAGUUUCCCACUGGUGCUACAACGACGGCGAUUCCCCGGUCGUCGCCAUCACCGUCUUCGACACCAGCAACACUGCUAACCAACUCGAUCCCAGGCACAGGGAGUUCCUGCUGGCGGGGAGGCAGCAGAGCAGAUCAGGGCAGCAGGUGUUCGGGGGGCCGCAGCAAGAACAGCCGUCGGGGAACAACAUCCUGAGCGGGUUCGACACCCAGCUGCUGGCCGAGGCUUUCGGCGUGAACCACGAGCUGGCGAGAAGGCUCCAGGGCCAGAACGACCAGAGGGGCGAGAUCGUCCGCGUGCGCCACGGCCUUCAGUGGCUCAGGCCCUCCCGGACCCAGCAGGAGGAGCAGCAACAGCAGCAGCCGCAGACGCAGCCGCAGCAGCAGCAAGAAGAGGAGGAGGAGGAGGAGAGGCGGCGAGGCGGCCAAUGCGGGAACGGCUUGGAAGAGAUGUACUGCGCGCUGAAGACGAGAGCCAACAUCAACGAGCCGUCGCGUGCCGACAUCUACAACCCCCAGGGCGGAAGGAUCACCCACCUCAACGCCCAGAAGUUCCCCAUCCUCAACCUCGUCCAGAUGAGCGCCACCCGCGUCGUCCUCCACCGGAAUGCCCUUCUUGCGCCGUACUGGAACAUCAACGCCCACAGCGUGAUGUACGUCACGCGAGGCCGGGGACGGGUGCAAGUAGUGAACCACCGCGGUAGGACCGUCUUCGACGGCGAGCUCCGCCAGGGGCAGCUGAUCAUCAUCCCACAGAACUUCGCAGUGGCAAAGAGGGCGCAGCACGAGGGGUUCGAGUGGGUCUCCUUCAACACCAACGCCAACGCCAUGGUCAGUCACAUUGCAGGAAAGGCUUCGGCGCUGCGCGGCUUGCCAGUGGACGUGCUGGUCAAUGCUUACCGGAUCUCGAGGGAGGAGGCGCAGAGGCUCAAGUAUAACCGAGGGGAUCAGAUGGCCAUCUUUGCUCCCAGAUUUGAAGGCCGUUCCAUUAAUGAUCAGUAAUACUAUAUAUGCAUGCGGCAGAUCAUGAGAGUUACUGCUGUAUAUAUAGUAGUAUAAUGCGGCAGUGGUGGUUUUGAUUGGUCUCUGAGAAUAAAUAAAUUCAUACUCGGAUAAAUAAAUUCCUAUGAGAGAGGAUGUUUGAUGUACGGGUUUUGAUUCUCAAUAAUAAUAAAAUGAAGGGGAUUGAUCUAAGCUAAUGAACAGUCUC
Molecule: messenger RNA, 2614 nt
Organism: Ananas comosus (pineapple)
Lineage: Eukaryota; Viridiplantae; Streptophyta; Magnoliopsida; Poales; Bromeliaceae
Product: glutelin type-B 5-like
Exons: 4
Coding region: 880-2406 (508 amino acids)
Molecular function (GO): nutrient reservoir activity
Source: RefSeq, a predicted model, not a curated record